GCGGGGAGCGCGGGCGGAGGCUGGAGCGCCUGGACGCUCUAGGACCCAGCAGCGAUUGUCGGGUUUGGGGCAGGCGGUAAAGCCCAGGCAUUUCUCUCCUGUGAAUGGGGCUGAUUGUCGGGUGCCACUUCCCCCCGCUGCCCCACGCCAUGCCCAGCGCGCUGCCCGGCGGCCGUCUUUCCCAACCACGGGACUGAACUGGCCAUGAUCGCCUCAUGUGGAGGGCAAAGUUGCGCCAGGAAACUUGUGAGCCCGCGGUGAAAGGUCCCCCUCCUGUAUGUUAUAGCCCCAGUAGUCCUGUCCAGAUUCUAGAAGACCCCAACUACUUUUUCCCGGACUUUCAGCUGUAUUCUGGGAGGCAUGAAGCAUCUGCUUUGACUGCGGAGGCAAACAGUGGCAUCAAGGAAAAAGGCGUUGAGGAUCCUCUUUGUAAAUUCCACUCCCCGAACUUCCCGAGGAUCUCAGAGGUGGAAAUGAGAGGUUCCGAGGAUGCAGCAGCUGGAACAGUAUUACAGCGGCUGAUCCAGGAACAACUGCGGUAUGGCACCCCGACUGAGAACAUGAACUUGCUGGCCAUUCAGCACCAGGCCACAGGGAGUGCAGGACCAGCCUACCCUACAAACAACUUUUCUUCCACGGAAAACCUCACUCAAGAAGACCCACAAAUGGUCUACCAGUCGGCUCGUCAGGAACCGCAGGGUCAGGAACACCAGGUGGACAAUACAGUGAUGGAGAAACAGGUCCGGUCCACGCAGCCUCAGCAGAACAAUGAGGAGCUGCCCACUUACGAGGAGGCCAAAGCCCAGUCACAGUUCUUUAGGGGGCAGCAGCAGCAACAACAGCAAGGGACUGUGGGCCAUGGCUACUACAUGGCGGGGGGCACCAGUCAGAAGUCCCGGACUGAGGGGAGGCCCACGGUGAACCGUGCCAAUAGCGGACAGGCACAUAAGGAUGAGGCUCUGAAAGAACUCAAGCAGGGCCAUGUCCGCUCUCUCAGUGAGAGAAUCAUGCAGCUGUCUCUGGAGAGGAAUGGUGCUAAGCAACACCUCCCUGGCUCGGGGAAUGGAAAGGGGUUCAAGGCAGGAGGGGGACCCUCCCCAGCCCCGCCUGCAGGUAAGGUGCUGGACCCUCGAGGUCCUCCACCUGAGUACCCUUUCAAGACCAAGCAAAUGAUGUCUCCAGUGAGCAAAACCCAGGAGCAUGGACUUUUCUACAGUGACCAGCAUCCUGGGAUGCACCAUGAUAUGGUCAAGCCUUACCCACCUCCUCAGCCUGCGAGAACAGAAGUGGCUGUCCUGAGGUACCAGCCACCCCCAGAGUAUGGGGUAACAAGCCGCCCAUGCCAACUUCCUUUCCCGUCAACAGUGCAGCAGCACAGCCCAGUGUCCUCCCAGACCUCCUCCAUCAGUGGGCCGCUGCACUCGGUCUCCUUACCGCUCCCCCUCCCGAUGGCUCUGGCAGCCCCACAGCCACCGCCUGCCGCCUCCCCCAGCCAGCAGCUUGGCCCAGAUGCAUUUGCGAUUGUGGAACGAGCCCAGCAAAUGGUGGAGAUACUAACAGAGGAGAACCGGGUGCUUCACCAGGAACUUCAGGGUUACUAUGACAACGCUGACAAGCUCCAUAAGUUUGAAAAAGAACUUCAGAGAAUUUCGGAAGCCUAUGAGAGCCUGGUCAAAUCUACAAGCAAGCGAGAGUCGCUGGACAAGGCGAUGAGAAACAAACUGGAAGGCGAGAUUAGAAGACUUCACGAUUUCAACAGAGACCUCCGAGAUCGACUGGAGACCGCCAACAGGCAGCUGUCCAGCAGGGAGUACGAUGGGCAUGAAGACAAAGCCGCGGAGGGGCACUAUGCUUCCCAGAACAAAGAAUUCUUGAGGGAGAAGGAGAAGCUAGAAAUGGAGUUGGCGGCGGUACGGACUGCUAGUGAGGACCAGCGGAGGCACAUCGAGAUCCUGGACCAGGCUCUGAGCAACGCCCAGGCCAAGGUCAUCAAGCUGGAAGAAGAGUUACGAGAGAAGCAAGUAUACGUGGAGAAAGUUGAGAAGCUGCAACAGGCCCUGACCCAGCUGCAGUCUGCAUGUGAGAAGCGAGAACAAAUGGAGCGGAGACUGCGCACCUGGCUGGAGAGAGAGCUGGAUGCACUGAGAACCCAGCAGCCCAUUUUGAGCAUCAAGAUGUUAUUUCUCCUACUUGUCCAGAAACAUGGAAAUGGCCAGCCAGCCAACAUGCCAGAAUACAAUGCCCCAGCCCUCCUAGAACUGGUGAGGGAGAAGGAGGAGCGGAUCCUGGCCCUGGAGGCUGACAUGACCAAGUGGGAGCAGAAGUAUCUGGAGGAGAGCACCAUUCGACACUUUGCCAUGAACGCUGCAGCCACUGCUGCUGCCGAGAGGGACACAACGGUCAUCAACCACUCACGGAACGGCAGCUACGGCGAGAGCUCGCUAGAUGCCCGCAUCUGGCAGGAGGAAGAGGAGGUGGUGCAGGCUAACAGGCGGUGUCAGGACAUGGAGUACACUAUUAAAAAUCUCCAUGCCAAAAUCAUAGAGAAGGAUGCCAUGAUUAAGGUCCUUCAGCAGCGAUCCCGUAAAGAUGCUGGGAAGACAGACUCCUCCAGCCUGCGGCCUGCCCGCUCGGUCCCAUCCAUUGCUGCGGCCACUGGCACACACUCCCGCCAGACCUCUCUUACCAGUAGCCAGCUGGCCGAAGAGAAGAAGGAAGAGAAGACCUGGAAGGGAAGCAUAGGAUUGCUGCUGGGGAAGGAGCACCACGAACAUGCCUCAGCCCCCAUGCUGCCAGCCCCACCCCCAUCGGCACUGUCUCCUGCAGCUUCUGCCACAUCGGCCAGCAGUGCCCAUGCUAAGACAGGCAGCAAGGACAGCAGCACCCAGACAGACAAGAGCGCUGAACUCUUCUGGCCCAACAUGGCCUCCCUUUCCACCCGCAGCAGGCUGGGCAUGACCCCCUCCAACAGCCCCGUCCUGAAACACCCAGCGGCCAAAGGGACUGGAGAGAAGCCGGAGAACUCUCCUGGCCACGGGAAGGCACUUGACCACAAAGGCCGUGUCAGCAGCUUGCUCCACAAGCCUGAGUUCCCUGAUGGAGAGAUGAUGGAAGUCCUCAUCUAACACUUUCCUCCCUGUUGAAUUUCAUACGCAACGUUGACAAACAGGGAAAGUGGCAAAUAGAAGGAAGGUCACAAAGGUUGUAGGUGGGAAAUCAGGAAUAAUUUGAACAGAUAAAAGAUAUGGGAUUAUAAGAACAUUUUUUAUAAAUGUAAAAUUAAAAACAAGAAAACACAAGAACAGGAGACCUACAUGACCGAAGGUAGAAGAACGUGCUCUGGAUUUUUCUUGUACAUGGUGGAAGAGAGAGGACACUUGUAGGUUUGGAAACAAAGUUCAGAAGAAAUAGGAAAUGGAAUUUUUCAUUGUACAGAAAACGUAUCUCUUAUGGGGGGGUCUGUGUAUACCCAUUCUCCGGUUGUGAACACAUAAACCUGAGCAUGGAUCUUCCCUCGAAUAUCCCCAUUCUCCUUGCCUUUUAGCAUGUUUUCUUUAUGAAGAACCUUCUAGAAAUCUCUAGAGCCAGUGUUGGCAAAAUGCAAUAUUACCUGGGCCAACCAUCAGGUGUCCAGGAGAGAGUGUGUGUGUGACAGUAAGAAGAAACGUCCGCAGGUGAUGAGGGUUUUAAAAGGCGGUCUUCACCUAGUUAUAUGUUUGGCUUUGAUUGCAGGAGAUGAUUGGGCUUCUUAGCUGGAUUCAGCAGUAUUUUUUAAGCAGGGCAGGAGUGUUAGGAUCUCCAUGCUCAUCCUCCCCGACUUCUCUCAUCCAUCUCUGUUUCUGCUUCACUCUCUUUAAUUUUCUAUUUUUUCCUUUACUUUUUCUCUUUUUAAUAAGACGUGGCAAAGUUCUUUAGGCCUGGGGUCUAUCAGUGCAUUAUCUGAAGUGUCCUGUUCCUGCCGUGUUUAAUAGCGACCUUAGGAUGAAGCCAUACGUUGGCUUCAUGGCUGCUUCCUCCACCUUCGUGUAGUUCGGGUGCAGUCGUCAACCUUGUUCUGACUGUGGACUAGUUGGGCUUUGAGGAGGUGAGAGACUCUGUGGAUCACUGCGACAUCUUGCAUUAGGGUCAUGUCACACUUUUUGCUCUCUGACAUCAGCUCUCCUGCGAGGAGUCUGAUCACUUCCACCCCUUUGCUCUGUUAGGGUAAGUCUUUAAGGUCAGCGCUCCAGGAAAUGACAGUUCACACGCAGUUGCCUUGGCAGCGUCCAGAGUCUCACAGGGCACCCUCGGAACACUUUCUGGGGUUUCUGGUUCUCGAGCAGAUUCCACCGCCCCCCCCCCCCCCCAGUAUUCUUGGUUGCUGUGCAUGAACGUGCUGCUUUCUGUCAGGACAGGCAUGUUAAUACAUCAGCAAUCCUCUGCUCUGAACUUUCCCUGUAACCUAACAGACUGGUACAUAUACAGUGUGGUUGGAUUUUAGAAGAGUUCAGUUUUGGAGCAACUUGUCCAAAGUACCACAGAGCUACCAGGAAAAAGAGUCAGGCAUGAGUUAGGUGGUGGGUCUCCUGGUCCUUUGCUGUGGGCUUCACAUAUGACCCUUGGACAGUGGCUUCCUUUACAAAUCCAGGAGGUGCUGGAUCAGAAAUGCAGAAGCUCCCUAGGCCAUGAGGCUCUCUUGCAGGGUCCCAAGAUCUUUCUGUCUCCAGGUCAGCUGGAUUCGUGUUUUCGCAGGUCCCCUUCCUCAUGCUUGCUUACGAGGAAAAAGCCCUGAGACUUUUUCAGGUCCCACCUAAAUGAAACUCUGAAGCAGGAACAUUACUGGGAAUUUUUUCUCAGGUAGGUUGUUUUAGAGCUUCCCUUUGGAGUGUAACCUGGGUGGAGUUACAGCCUUUCCAAAACUGGGGUGGCAGAAGGAUGAUGAGAAUUGUAGGCUGAAGCGUGGGAAGGAAGAAAUCAGUGGCUUUGGUCCAGGGGCCUCCUGAGCCAUCCGCUAUGAGAGAGUAAGACCCCCGGCACAUGCUUUGUGGUGGGCACCGAGCUCGGUGCUUCAUGCACGUUGCCUCCUUGAGUCUCACGUUGAGAGUCAAAGUAAAUGUCAUGCAGAGCUCCAAGAGGCUGAGCAGCUCGCCCAAAGCCUGGUGGUGUGAGAAAACAGCACAGGGGGCCUCACGAGUGGGGGCAGGAGUUGACUGUGGAUGCGGGAGUGGCUGCAGCGGAGGGAUCCCAUCCCGGUCUGUUCCCCACCACGUUUCAUGGGUGACAAGGCUCAGUGGAUGGCAGCUAACUCUCUUGAGGGCGUUUUGACAUCUACUUAAUGUUGGGGAUGAGCAGGGACGGAUUACCCAAUAAGCUAGGUAUACGCAGGCUUGCUUGUACUUACUUACUAAUCUGUAAAUCAGCUCUGCCAGCCCACCCCAGCCCAAACCUGGGCUGUCACCCCUAGAAGUGGGUGAAAGGAGAGCUGCAGCCCAGUUUCUCCCAGGGCCCGCCUCUGCUGCAGGGCACUCACUGGCAUACUCUGUUACAAGGCUGGCCUGCUCUCCCAGGGCCCCUGACAUGCCAGGAUGUUUUCACUGUCAGGGUGUAGAUGGAAACAUAACCGCCAUUUCUUGGCACCUUUGUCUAUGUUUUCUCCCCCUGACCUGCCGAGACUCUUCCUUGAGAAAAGGGAUCUUAGCUUUAGAAUAUCAUCUGUUUUGAGAGAUACCUCCUAAACCAGGGCCCUCAACCCCUUAAUUGUCACAGCUUUCUUGAAGCUUUGUUUACAUGUAGGAAGAAGGGAUUGUGUGGACUGACCACCCAGUCUGAGUUCUGGACAGUUUAUAAUAUAGUUUCUCGUUUGACUUUCAGAAAAAUAAUAAUAACUGUGUUUUUCUUACUGCUUGCUGUAAACAAGCACUAUAGUAGCUACCUUUUAAUUAAUCCUUCAAAUCACCUUGGGGCAAGAGAGUUUCUUUUUCUUAUUUCAUAGAUGAGGAAACUGGGGCUCAGGGAAGUUAAGUCCUCAGAGCCAGGAGCUAGAAGUUGAACCAAAAAUUUGGAAGAGGAGCUGUGCCUUAACCACAAGGCUGCACUGCCUCUAACAUGGGAAUAAUAAGCGCUCGUCCCUGUCCUGUUAUGUACACUCGUGCAUACACACACACACACACACACAAACGUGCACACGGCUAUCACUUGUCAGGCUAACAAAUAGAGGAUAGAGCCCAGAACGUAUAGGGUUGUCUCAUAAACAUCAGGGGUGGAUGGAAAGCUUCAUGUUCCGUCCUAAGCAGGGCUACAAAAGACAUCUAAAAAAAAACUUCCAUGUUGUCUGGAGAUCUGGACUUCUUCAAAACUUCCCAGUGGUGUGUGAUUAUGGAACUUGAAGAUCCUGUGUCAGGGUGAAGGGCAAAGGCUUUGGUUUUGUGUGAAGAUUUGCCAAAGUAAUUCUGCUUCAUCCUUGAAUGUGUUGUCUGGAUGUUUCUGCCUGCUGCCAGAAGUAUUAUAUGGAAUAUGAGAUGUUGGAUGCAAGCCUCUGACCCCAGAUCUUUUAGCUAAGCAGAUGGUCUUGUACUUAAGAACUUUUACUGUCUGCAGGUCCAUAAGCUGAACUAACAGGGAACACAUAUUAUUUUCCAAAACUUUCAGAGAGCAGAACUUGACCACAUUCUCUUCUCAGCAGUUGUUUCCCAGAGGUUGGUAGCCAAUGCGAAUGUUGAGUGAGCGUUCUAGCCAGGCGUGCAGGGCGGGGCUGCGUGUCCCUCCAGGCUUAGGCUGGGAGGGCAGGGCUGGUGGAACACUUCCCGUUUAGUUCAGGGGUUGCUCUGGGAAGCUCACGUUUGAAUUUGAACUGCACAAGGCUCAGCUUUGACCGGAUAUGGAGGCGUUUGCUCCAAAUGACUUCUGAACUUGGAGUAGAGAAUUCAGUGGUUCUGUCCCUCGGAAACCCUGGUGGCGUAGUGGUUAAGUGCUGCGGCUGCUAGCCAAAGGGUUGGCAGUUUGAAUCCGCCAGGCGCUCCUUGGAACCUCUGUGGGGCAGUUCUUCUCUGCCCUAUAGGGUCGCUGUAGGGUUGCUGUAGGGUCGCUAUGAGUCGGAAUCGACUCAGUGGCACUGGCUUUGGUUUUUUUGGUUUGGUUGCUCUGGGAGAGGCUCUCAGAACGUCCCUGCACAGAACUCCUAUUGGUUCUCACCUGGUUUGCCCUCAGCCACCUGUAUCCUCAGAUGCUGUAGCUGAGGCACAUUUAUGCUGACUUCGUGAUGGAAUUACUUGUUCUCCCUCCCCAGGGCUGCCUUCUGACUUCCAGAGACAGAUGUGAGCCCAGAUGUCUGGUGAGGCUACGGUUCCAGGAGGGAGUGAAGAGUACACUGGGGGUUAAAAGGCCCCGAGGCUCAGAGCUCACGUUUAUACUGUGGGAGCUGUGCUCAGCCAGGAUGUGUUUUCUAAAACCGAAGUCUUACACAGCCUUUGCACUUGCCAGCGCCUCUGUGGAAUGUGUUUCUGUGUGUACUCUAGUCUCGCACUCCUCUUAGGGCAAAGGAGUAUUGUGGCGCUAGUAAGAGGGAUCCCACAAAUGUUCUUAAACAGCAAAGGCUUGAUGGAUGUGGCCAGAGAGUAUCCCACCCACAGUUAACUUCUACAUCCCCCAAAACCUGAGGCAGCCGCGGUAUAUGCUUAGUAACUCUUGGUUUUCUUUUUUUCCUUGCUAAUGAGUGUGUUUAAGAGGUGUUCAUUUGAUGUGAGGAUUAUUUACUGGGUUGCCUCUGAUGCAUGGCUUUUGGGGAGGUGGGCUGAACAGUUAAGAAGUUACCAAAACCAGGUCAGCUGGGAGCAUGUAAAGGUUAGCAUUUCCAUAAAUAGAUUUCUUCUGGAACUAAUGAGCAGUUUUUUUUUUUUUUUUUCCUGCCUUUUAAGUAGCACACCCUUUUCUCAUUUAGUAAUUUUAAUGGUAUAUGGAAAUGCAUAUAUGUAAGUGCAUACAUAUGAGAUAUGAUCAUAAGGUUGUGUAUCUAGUUUCUUUUCUGAACACCCAGAAGACCCAAGUAUUUCAUCUCACCCCACAGUCCUUAAAAGGUGUCCUCUUGGGAGCAGGUACUUUGAUUACUGCAGGGCUACCCAAGUAGAAACACUCCGGGAACACCGCUACGAGAGUGGCCUCUGGGCCUGGCACGCUCCUUUGAUUAACCUUAGAGAUGAGAAGUCUUCAUCCUUUGAGGAUGGAUUUAAGUUUUGAAAAUGAUCCAAAGUCAUUCAUAGCUCAGUCAGAUGAAAAACGAUGGGUGAUCACGGUAAGUCGUACCAUUUUAGCUUCUAAAAAAAGGUCCCCAAAAUGUGUCUCACAACGAGCCUUCAGACUCAGAGGGCCUCACUGAAUGACCACUUCAGAGGAGGAUGGUACUGAUCAGUACACGUAACCCCUAGUGGGUUCACUUUUACAGAUCAGCUGUCUUGCCAAGCUCCUCGGUUGUAUUCACAUCUCUGCAUACGCUACAGAUGUAAGUGUAUAUUCAUUAGUACAAACACCCAGCAGGUAUUCUAUAAAGCCGUGUUGUUAUACUCUAGUGCAUGUUAUUGUCAUGUUAUGCAGCGGCUGAGGUGUUUCUUUGUCAGGAAACUGCUCCUUCACAGAAUUAAAAUACUCUUCUCUUUGUAAUGAAGUAACUACGCAGCAUCUCCUUGUAUCAGUUCCCGAAGUUUUGAUGUCCAGCCAUGCGUUUACAUGUGUUUUUGCCCAGGAUUCUGUUCCCAGAUAAGACACCUGUAAGUAUUUAUUACAAAGAAGAGUGUAAGCAAAUUUGUCCACAGUAGUUUUAUUUGAAUCAGGGUGUUUUCUUUUCCUUUGAGGAAGGACCCUGGAGCCUCCUCACAGAGGCAUUUAGAGAAUCCGUGUAAAAUUCUGUGGCUGGAGGGCAAGCGCAUGCACCCAAUCUCAACUAAGAAGCCCGAGGGUCUGUCAGCUGCUUCCACCCACUGUGUGUGCAUCGCUGUGCCUGGUGCCUGGUGUCUGUUUGCCGUAUUCUUUCCAGGGGACACCGGGAUCUGGGUGUCACUUUUUUUGGUAUCUUCGUGUCGCUGGUGUGUACAGAGCUGUACAGCCAGAUGGAUCUGUGUACAGAGUGGGGAGUCCCACAGCGUGCCCCCACAGCAAAUAUUGAUGUUGUUGGUCAGCCAAAGAUUUUCCUAUUCUUUGCUGCUUAAACUUGUGCCUUAAUAUUGUAUAUAAUAAAUGGAUAAAAUGGCAAAAUGGCUAUCCUUUCCUUCAUUGUUGCUCUUUUUGUCUUCAAAGAAAAACUUCUAUGUUGAGUGUUCAAUAAAUGUUUGUUUAAUUUUAUUUCAUUGCUCUGGGGGCAGCUUCCCUUGAUAUGCUUUGCUUCCAGGAGGUUCAACUCCCUCUCCUGGGGCCUCAUGCUCACAGCACCCCACCCUCACCAACACAGAGCUCUUGAUUCGGGGAGGAAAUGAGUCACCCAGACCUCAGAGCUGGCAGUCUGCCCACUCCUGGCUCCUCCAGACAAAAAAGGAAAAAGGAAACAUAGGGAGACCAUGGGCCCAGGGGGGCAGUUUCCACUUCCAUUGCAUAUGAGCGACCUUUUGGGGGUUCUGUGUUCAGAGCCUGCCAAUGACCACCGUAAACUGAACUGUCCCAGGGAAUUAACCCAAGCAGCUGGAACUGGAGUUGGGGCCCCAGCAUGGGCUGUGGGAGGUGGUAGCUGCUUGUUAAUGCCUCGGGUCACAGAAAAGAAAAAAAAAAAUGUGCUUUGGUAGAAAGGAAUCACAUGGUAAAUUAGUGAAAUUCAGGCCAGGAGCCUUAGAGACUGCAGCGAGGAGAUGAGAAUCUGGCCUGUGAGAGUCCCCAGGUGAAGAUGGCUCCCACGUGGAGUGGGACCUUGGGGUUGCUGGGUGUGAGGAGGGGGCUGUACCCUCUGUUUAAUCUCCGGCUGUGCCUCUUUCAAGAGAAGCCUUCUUGCUCCUCCUCCCCACACCCCUGGCCCCAACAGUGCUUUCUCAUAGCAUGAGAAAAGCUUUCUAAAAUGUGAAUUUAGGAAGAGUGCGUAUUUUUUUGUGAAGGAUACGUGUCUGCUUCCCCUGUAAUAAUAACUGAUGUGAUUUACAUGAAUAAUCUCCUUCAGUCCUCGCAACAACUUAGUCAUUGUUCUGAUUUUAAAGAUGAGGAAAUAGGUUCGACCAACAUCAGGUAAUAAUAUUAAAAAAAUCACAACGAGAAAAUAAUAGAACUGGGAUUUGAACCCAGGACUGCCUGAUCAGAGCCCUUGUACUCAAAUGUGAAAGGUUGGUUAACCCUGUGGAGAAGAAGAGCUCAAGUUUAGAUCUACUUGGGUUCCUAUCUACCCAAGGAGUCCUUUGCAGAGAACUCUGGGUUUCAGGCAUGUGAAUGUGACUUAAUUAGCAUAAAGGACAAACCUUCGCAGCUCCCAGGCCUUUAUCUUUCAAGACUUCAACUCUAUGAAGACAGUUGGAGGCCUCACUGGACCUGCUACCUUUAGGGCUUGGAAGAGGACUCCUCUGAGCAGACCAUCUAGUUGGCCCAGCACUUGUAGCUCCUGUGAGGUCCCACCUGUGUCUGGCAUUUCUCUUGGCCCUUCGUACACCAAAGGAGAGAUAUCCUCAAGCCCACCAGUUCUGUGUAGUCACUGCAGGUGGUAGCCACACACUGCUGUAUCCUCAAGGAAUGCUGGCCUCUGUCCCUCUGAAGAUCCUGGGCUGGACCCACCGCAGACCCGCAAGGGGUAACAAUGCCCUUGAAAAUUGCUCAGGCUCACCUUAAUCAGGAGGUAGUUCCCAAACGAGACAUAAAUCUGGAUCUAUGAAAUUCCUUUCUUAGAAGAGUUCUGUGUUAUUGAAAUAAAAAGGGAUUUUUGACAUUAAAGAAUGUUGCUGUUUUAUUGUUUCUGUCGCCCUUCUGUCAAGCCCGUCAGGUCUUUGCAGGCUUCCUUUAACUGUCGCAUGCCCACAGGCAGAGAUCACCGUACCUUAUCCAGGUGAGCCUGAGCACCUCUUUUGACUAGUGUAUCACCCUCGAAACUCUUCCUGUUCUAGAAUAUUGGGAGAUGUAUAUAUGAUUUUUAAAAAUGAACCUGGAAUUUAUGGAGCCCAGAAGGGCAAGGAGACCCUCCCCAUCUGAUGUGGAUUGCUAUCAAAGAAUGACUCUUCCCAGGUUCCCGAAGACUCAGUG
Loxodonta africana (African savanna elephant) is the source of this 11172-nucleotide messenger RNA. It is a transcript of the gene AMOTL1, whose product is annotated as angiomotin like 1. Bases 216 to 3125 code for a protein of 969 amino acids. The record is from RefSeq and is a predicted model, not a curated record. The transcript is spliced from 13 exons. Gene Ontology annotation, biological process: establishment of cell polarity involved in ameboidal cell migration; regulation of cell migration; angiogenesis. Lineage: Eukaryota; Metazoa; Chordata; Mammalia; Proboscidea; Elephantidae. Gene Ontology annotation, cellular component: plasma membrane; bicellular tight junction; cytoplasmic vesicle.